UCCCUUUGUUUUAGCUUCUCGCUUCAGAACAUAUUCCUUUACUUUCUGUUUGGUUCCCACGAAAAUCCUGAAAAUCUUUGUCACAGAAUUGAAUUAUUGACUCUGAUAAUAAAACCCACCAAACGAACAAUUCGACAUUUCAAUUGCGUUGCGCAGCUCGCACUUCCUACUUUUCGCUAAACACUUCAAUUUCUUCCUUUUCGUAAAUUUUCUUUGAUUAAAUUGGGUUAUACGAUUCUUUAUUGGGUUUGAAUUUUUUGUGGGUUGGCGGUGUCUCUGUCAACGAUAGGAGGAAUAUAUCAGUUUCCUUCAAUAUGGAGGAAUAUAUCAAGAUUACAACACUAGGAAAGAAAUCCCUAGUUACAAUAGGAACCGAUCAAGUUCUAACGAGGAAAGAAAUCCCCAGUUACGAUAGGAACCCAUCAAGAUCUACAACACUAAUCUCUAGUUACAAUAGGAACCCAGAAAAAAGAAACCCUUACAGAACUAGGAACAUCUUGAAAAAACCUAUAAAUAUGAGGCUAAUUGAAGAGAGACUUCACCACUACAAUAAGGAGCAAUGGCAAACAACAACCUCACAUCUGCUUUCUCUUUUGCUCUCAUCCUCUGUGUUUCAGCUCUUUCACUAAUUCCACAUACCACCUCAUCAUCAUCCCCAUUCCAAUUCCCUCCAACCGAAUCCACAAUUCUCCCCGACCCUUCAAGCUUCUUCUCUGCAAACCUCCUCACCACCCCUCUCCCCACCAAUUCUUUUUUCCAGAACUUUGCUCUCAACAAUGGUGACAAACCCGAGUACUUCCACCCCUACAGCAUCAACUCCUCCUCAUCCUCUCUAUCUCUCUCCUACCCAUCUCUCUCCUCCACCUCUGCUUUCAUCUCCCAAACCUUUGUCCCUGAUCUCACCAUCUCUGCCUCCCAAACCAGCGCCAACUUAGCUACAACAAAUAGCAGCAGCCGUGUAAUCUCUGCCUUCACUGAUCUCAGUGUCACCUUGGACUUUCCCUCCUCCAACCUUCGUUUCUUCCUCGCUCGAGGAAGCCCCUAUGUCACCUGCAAUGUGUCUAGCCCCACUACGGUUUCUAUCUCAACCAUUCACGCAAUCCUCGAAUCCUAUUCAAGCAACUCAAAGACCAAGUUCACCGUCCAGCUUGACAACAAUCAAACAUGGGUUAUGUACACCUCCUCCCCAACUACUUUGACUAGAAGCAGCCCAUCAACCUUAACUUUUGAUGGCUAUUCUGGGAAUAUUCGGAUUGCAUUGGUGCCAGGUUCUGAUCCAAAAUACGCAGCAAUCCUUGACCGAUUUAGUUCUGCUUAUCCUGUUUCUGGUGAAGCUGUGUUCACAAAGCCAUUCACUUUGGAAUAUAAAUGGGAAAAGUAUGGACGGGGAGAUUUGCUUAUGCUAGCUCAUCCUCUCCAUCUUCAGCUUCUGUCUAACGCUACUAUUUUGGAGGAUUUCAAGUACAAGAGCAUUGAUGGUGAUCUGGUUGGUGUAGUUGGUGAUUUGUGGGAGUUGAAAUCCCAUAAUGUAUCAGUCACUUGGCACUCAAUUGGAGGUGUCAAACAAGCCUCAUACCCUGAAAUUGUUUCUGCGCUUCGUCGUGAUGUUAAGGCUCUUAGUUCGACGCCAAUAACAACUGCUUCGUCUUACUUUUAUGGGAAAUUGGUUGCCAGAGCAGCAAGGUUGGCUUUAAUUGCCGAGGAGGUGAAUUGUCUUGAUGUGGUUCCAGCAAUUAGGAAAUACUUGGCAGAUGCCAUCGAGCCAUGGUUGGAUGGUACUUUUAGUGGGAAUGGUUUUCUGUAUGAUCCUAAAUGGGGUGGACUUGUCACCCAACAAGGAUCAACCGAUCGCGGUGCAGAUUUUGGGUUUGGAGUUUAUAAUGAUCACCAUUAUCAUCUUGGAUAUUUUGUUUAUGGUAUUUCAGUGCUUGCAAAGAUUGACCAUGCAUGGGGGAGCAAGUACAAGCCUCAAGCUUACUCUCUUGCAGCAGAUUUCAUCAACAUGGGCAACCAAUCAAAUUCAAACUUUCCUCGGUUGAGAUGCUUUGAUUUGUACAAACUACACUCAUGGGCUGGAGGACUGGCUGAAUUUGGAGAUGGAAGGGACCAAGAGAGCACAAGUGAGGCAGUGAAUGCUUACUACUCAGCUGCAUUGAUGGGCUUAGCUUAUGGAGACACCAAUCUUUUCAACAGUGGAUCAAUGCUUACAGCUCUGGAAAUUCAAGCAGCUCAAAUGUGGUGGCAUGUAAGAGAAGGAGAUACACUAUAUGAGGAAGAGUUCACAAAGGAAAAUAGGAUUGUGGGAAUUUUAUGGGCAAACAAGAGAGACAGUGGACUUUGGUUUGCUCCUCAAGAGGCAAAAGAAAUGAGGCUUGGAAUUCAGUUGCUGCCCAUAUCCCCAAUCACUGAGAUUUUGUUCUCUGAUGAUGGCUUUGCUAAGGAAAUUGUGGAAUGGGCAUUGCCAGCUUUGAGUAGAGAAGGAGUUGAGGAAGGAUGGGAGGGUUUUGUCUAUGCCUUGCAAGGGAUUUAUGAUAAGGAUGGUGCUUCGGAGAAGAUUAAGAGCUUGAAGGGUUUUGAUGAUGGAAACUCUCUCACUAAUCUCCUAUGGUGGAUUCAUAGUAGGAACUUAGGUUCACAGUAGGAUAUUUAAGUUAAGUUUUGUUGAUUAGUCUUUAGGUUGUGUUUUUUUCAUUCAUUUUUUUUUCCGUAGUUGGUAGCAUGCAUAUUUAACAAAUUCUUAUGUAUGUAACUUAACUAAAUCAAUUAGAAGUUCAAUUUAUAGCAAUGGUCAUGAUCUAUACAUCCACUCCUACCUAAUCAAAUCCGCCUCCUCUCUGUCUCUCUCUUACCCUUCUCGCUUUUCCAACUCUGCUUUAAUAUACCAAAUUUUCAAAGCUAACUUCACUAUCCGUGCAACAUGCAAGACCAAGCCAAAACAUUAACAUCUAUAUAGCUUUUCAAUUCCUUUUCAUGCCAAGAAAGAUGUGUUCCAAAUAACAAGCUACGAUGUUUUGCUUAAUCUGCUGUUCACACAGGAGAGACAUGUGCUCACAAGGAAGCAUUAUCUUCAAGUAAAAUUUUUGUUUUAGCUUCUUGCUUCAAAAUAUAUUCCUUUACUUUCUGUUUGGUUCCCACGAAAAUCCUGAAAAUCUGUCACAGAAUUGAAUUAUUGACUCUGCUAAUAAAACCUACCAAACAAACAAUUCGACAUUUCAAUUGUGUUAUGCAGCUCGCACUUCCCACUUUAAGCUAAACACUUCAAUUUCUUCCUUUUCGUAAAUUUUCUCUGAACCCAAACA
Prunus avium (sweet cherry) is the source of this 3299-nucleotide messenger RNA. Its product is annotated as glucan endo-1,3-beta-D-glucosidase-like. Lineage: Eukaryota; Viridiplantae; Streptophyta; Magnoliopsida; Rosales; Rosaceae. The record is from RefSeq and is a predicted model, not a curated record. Gene Ontology annotation, molecular function: endo-1,3(4)-beta-glucanase activity.